Prunus armeniaca (apricot) is the source of this 312-nucleotide messenger RNA. Lineage: Eukaryota; Viridiplantae; Streptophyta; Magnoliopsida; Rosales; Rosaceae. The record is from the annotation of a GenBank genome assembly.
AUGGGGACUCUUCCACAGUCACAAGUUGGGGCGCCGCCGGUGGUAGUGGUGGACUCAAAGACUAGUUCACGGUACACGCAUCGAUCCAUUGAGACACUGGUGGUGGUUUUGGCAGUGAUCACACUAGUAGGUGUCAUUGCAGGGAUUGUAGCUCGGCUAUGUGGUGGAAGGCAUCUUGGUGGCAGUGGUGAGCAUGACAUAGAAGGAUGGGUUGAGAGCAAGUGUAGGAGUUGCAUUGAUGGUGGAGUUCCACCAGAACCCUCCCCUCCACAACAAGCCAAGCCUGCAGCAACAGAAGAAGCAAAGAAGUGA